CUUGUUGCCUGACAAAUACAGCAAAGGAAAAUUAUUUUAAAAGGAAGUAUUUAAUUUCAAGGGGGGAUUUUGAAUUUUACGUGCCAAUGCAGUAAAUAUUGCUGAGUGUCUUGCAAUGGACAUGCACAUGAGGAAGAGAGAGGUAAUCAUGACCUAAAUAUCUGGGCUUGAGUCAUACAAGCCCUCUAUGGGCUCAGUGGAGAAAGAGUACCCUCUGUCUGUUUAUUGAAUGGAAGAGCGAACUGUUUUAUAGGGAAUUAUGGAGCUAAUGUUGAACUAGCAUUGUCUUAUUGAUCUGCUUUUUUAAAAUUAUGAUUUAUUAGGAAUAAGGCAGCAGUGACAGUUUUUAUGCCUCUGUGACAUUUGGGGAUGCAAUCUAAACCAGCAAGUGGUUAUACCACCGUCUGCCCUACAACCCUGGGUGCAUUAAAUGCUCUACUGGUGCGGUUUACAGCCCAGACACCAACAGCUAGCAGACAAGGAGGCAAUCCCCUGAGCGUCGGUAUACUUUGCAGAUCUGAUUCAGCACCCUGACCCCAGCAGCGUGCCUACCACACAUCAGUCCCAUAGGUUAAGUGAUACCAAGUAGAAGUAAUAAGGGUUAAGAGAGGGUUACAAACAAACAAAAGUAGGAAUGUGCUUCUAAGACUAAAACUUAAUUUCAGCCAGUUACAAUCUUUGCCUAAGCAGGUUUUUCCCUAUAAUCAAUUUUAUACAUGGGGGAAAUCUGCGCAACUGUGGGCAUGCAGAAUUCAUGUCCCCUACAGAUUUCUUUGCUUCCCUGGAUAAAAAAUGACUUUCUGAUGGGGAAGCAAAGGGAAGCCACAAGACCAUUCACAUGCCCCUCCACAGCAGCACAGACACGUCCUUUUGGAUGCCCAGAAAGGGGGGGGGGGACCCCUCCCAUGAGUCUCACCCCCCCUGCACCCAGAACCCCCCCCACCAAGCCCCCGGCACCCAAACCCCAACCCUGCUGAGCCCCACCUGCAUGUGGUCCUCCUACUGAGCCCCAACCCCCCUGCAUCCAGACCCUCCAUAUCCAGAACCCCCCCAAACCCUCCCACACCCAAACUUCCACGCUACCAAGUCCCACCCCGCUGCACCCAGAACCCCACACCAAGCCCUCUGCACCUGACCCCGACCCCUGCACCCAGACCACCCCCAGCUGAGUCCCCAUCACUCAAACCCCCACCCUGAUGAGCCACACCCCUUAUGCACCUGGACCACCCUGAUGAGCCCCCCCACACCCAGACCCCCACCCCACCAAGCCCCAAGCACCUGGACCCCCUGCUGAGCUCCAUUCCCCCCAUACACAGACCCCCCGUUUAGUCCCAACCACCUUCACCUGUACCCCCCUGCAGAGUCCUAUUGACCCUGCACCCAGAACCCUCCCAACGACCACCUAUGCCCCCAGACCUCCCACUGAGCCAUUCGCACCCACAUAGAACCCUCUCACCCCACACCUGGAUCUUGCCAGGCUGAGCCUGCCUGCCCACACCUGGUGCCGAGGAGCUUGGACCCCCAGGUGUUUCUGGGGCAGGCCCAGCCCUUGCGCUGUGUCAAGGUUGUGUGCAGCCUCACCAUCAAGUCUGUGUCCCAGGGAGGGCAGGGGGCUGCAGAGUAAUCUUCCACCUCCCUGUAGCUCCCCACUGCUGGAGCCUCCACAUUUAUUUAUUGACAAAUAAAAUUUGCAGAAUUUUAAAAUAUUGUGUGCCAAAUUUUUAUUUUUGGAGGGUAGAAUUUUAUUUAUUUAUUUAUUUAUUUUUGGUGCAGAAUUCUUUCAGGAGUAGCAAACAUGACAAGAAUUGCUGACACGGUAGUGAACCACAAAUGGUCCUCUGUGUUACAGCCACCCACUAGUGGAAAAAUCUCUAGACUGAAGAAGAACUGUAGAUCUUAAGUAUCUGCGAGAUUAUUUAAAUACAUUGAAAAAAAAUAAUUUUCAACUCAGCCUUCAGCACUCACUUUGACCUUAUAUCCUGAGCAGAUCUGUAGGUUGUACUUGGAUAAACUACUUUGUCCUUCAGGCUCCAGCCAAAGGCCAAUCAAUCCCCUCCUGGGAUCUAGGCUAUCCAGUCUCAGCCACCCAACCUAUAAGCCAGUACCUGAUCCAACAAUGUUUAAAUGUGGCUUUGGGACUGGGCUGUGACCCUUUUGGUCUUGCUCUGCAACUCUGCAUCUUUUUCACCAAUCUGUUCUACAUCUACAGCUAAAGCAAAGGCAGCUGCAUACACGGUCCCCACCAUUUCUAUAAACACCAACUGGCAGAAUACUUAGGACACCUAUGCAGGGAUGGCUUCACUCACACCCUGUGGUUCCCAUUUGUCUCACUUCCCAUCUCAGAUAUCACCAAGGGGCAGCACUGAGCCUACAAUGCUAGUUUCAGUAGUUUCCCGUUUUGUUAACAGUGCUCAUCUCACAGCAGCCUUUGCAUUCUGCUAAGUCUCCUCUCCAAGGACACAAAGGAAAAGAUCUAGAACCCUUGAGGAUGACCAGCCUUAAGGCUGAGGGCAAACUCAACACAUUGUACGCAAGGUAAAUGAAUUACUCCAUUGUUAGAGACAAAGUUUAAUUAUUUAUGGAACAGCUUUGCAACAAUUUUUCAAUCUCUUAUCAGGGCUCAAAGGUUAACUCUGGUAGCGGAGAAUCAGGAAAACACCAGUGAAAUAGAGGCCAUGAAUAAAAGAGUGCAUGCCAGUUGGGUGGUGGAGUCUUUUGCAUCAUUGGCUGUCCCUACCCAAGUCUCCCCAUUGGAUGUUUUCCUCAACAAUUCCCAAAUGAAUGACUACUGCAAUCACUAGAAAUUUUGCCUGAGUAAAGACAACAGAAUUUGGCUCUCUCUCCCAGCUUCUAUUUUGCUUUUCAUUCUGCUUUCUGUCUUUUCCUCUGCUCUUUCCUGUUUCCUAACAGCCUGCCUGAAACCACAGACAGCCAAUUGCUUCUUCCUUACCCCCUCUCCUAGGCCCUAGAUCCUCUUGUUCUCAUCCACCCUGCUCACAGGCACCCAAGGCUUCACUGAGCAGCAAACUGAAGCUACUAGAGAGCAAACUGUACUUAUCAGUUGAGCUCUGCCCCUAUUUGCCUCCAACAACAAAAUGCAAUUAAGAGAUAGAGCAUUUAUAGUUUGUUCAUUUCAAUCCCCCCUUCCCCAGGAGUAGUGAAAGGGAAGUCAAAUUAACACUUAAACACAAAAGCAUGUUAAUAUCAGUUGGCUGCUCCACUCAGAACAGCUGGGGAGUGGAAAAGAAAUCUGAGCUGAAAAAGAAGUGCCUGUACUUACACAAGCAGUACUUACCCAAUCCAGUUUCCUGCAGGGAGAAAUCAACCUGGAGACGAGUCUAUUUGCAAGGGGCCUAUGUCAAGGCAGCUUUGGAACACACGGGAAUUAUGCAAAUUGUUCUGAGAUUGCCCCACUCCAUGAUUGGUUCAGGUAUGUCCAGCCUGCACAUCUGAUCAUGGCUUAGCCCUGGUCUACACUAGGACUUUAGGUCGAAUUUAGCAGCGUUAAAUCGAUGUAAACCUGCACCCGUCCACACAAUGAAGCCCUUUAUUUCGACUUAAAGGGCUCUUAAAAUCGAUUUCCUUACUCCACCCCUGACAAGUGGAUUAGCGCUUAAAUCGACGUUGCCGGCUCGAAUUUGGGGUACUGUGGACACAAUUCGAUGGUAUUGGCCUCCGGGAGCUAUCCCAGAGUGCUCCAUUGUGACCGCUCUGGACAGCACUCUCAACUCAGAUGCACUGGCCAGGUAGACAGGAAAAGAACCGCGAACUUUUGAAUCUCAUUUCCUGUUUGGCCAGCGUGGCAAGCUGCAGGUGACCAUGCAGAGCUCAUCAGCACAGGUGACCAUGAUGGAGUCCCAGAAUCGCAAAAGAGCUCCAGCAUGGACCGAACGGGAGGUACGGGAUCUGAUCGCUGUUUGGGGAGAGGAAUCCGUGCUAUCAGAACUCCGUUCCAGUUUUCGAAAUGCCAAAACCUUUGUGAAAAUCUCCCAGGGCAUGAAGGACAGAGGCCAUAACAGGGACCUGAAGCAGUGCCGCGUGAAACUGAAGGAGCUGAGGCAAGCCUACCAGAAAACCAGAGAGGCGAACAGCCGCUCUGGGUCAGAGCCCCAAACAUGCCGCUUCUAUGAUGAGCUGCAUGCCAUUUUAGGGGGUUCAGCCACCACUACCCCAGCCGUGUUGUUUGACUCCUUCAAUGGAGAUGGAGGCAAUACGGAAGCAGGUUUUGGGGACGAAGAAGAUGAUGAUGAGGAGGAGGUUGUAGAUAGCUCACAGCAAGCAAGCGGAGAAACCGGUUUUCCCGACAGCCAGGAACUGUUUCUCACCCUAGACCUGGAGCCAGUAAACCCCCGAACCCACCCAAGGCUGCCUCCUGGACCCAGCAGGCGGAGAAGGGACCUCUGCUGCAUGUGUUUCAAUGAUCACAGGAUCUUCUCCUUCCCAGAGGCUAGUGAAGCUUAGAAAGAAAAAAAAACGCACUCGCGAUGAAAUGUUCUCCAAGCUCAUGCUGUCCUCCCACACUGACAGAGCACAGACGAAUGCAUGGAGGCAAAUAAUGUCAGAGUGCAGGAAAGCACAAAAUGACCGGGAGGAGAGGUGGCGGGCUGAAGAGAGUAAGUGGCGGGCUGAAGACAGGUCUGAAGCUCAAAUGUGGCAGCAGCGUGAUGAGAGGAGGCAGGAUUCAAUGCUGAGGCUGCUGCAGGACCAAACCAGUAUGCUCCAGUGUAUGGUUGAGCUGCAGCAAAGGCAGCUGGAGCACAGACUGCCACUGCAGCCCCUCUGUAACCAACCGCCCUCCUCCCCAAGUUCCAUAGCCUCCACACCCAGACGCCCAAGAACGCGGUGGGGGGGCCUCCGCCAACCAGCCACUCCACCACAGAGGAUUGCCCAAAAAAAAGAAGGCUGUCAUUCAAUAAAUUUUAAAGUUGUAAACUUUUAAAGUGCUGUGCUUAAAGUGCUGUGUGGCAUUUUCCUUCCCUCCUCCACCACCCCUCCUGGGCUACCUUGGUAGU
Messenger RNA from Caretta caretta (loggerhead turtle), 5012 nucleotides. The record is from RefSeq and is a predicted model, not a curated record. NCBI's taxonomy places the organism in Eukaryota, Metazoa, Chordata, Testudines, Cheloniidae.